Gambusia affinis (western mosquitofish) is the source of this 4776-nucleotide messenger RNA. RefSeq names its product SLX4 structure-specific endonuclease subunit homolog (S. cerevisiae) (gene slx4). Gene Ontology annotation, cellular component: nucleus; Slx1-Slx4 complex. Gene Ontology annotation, molecular function: enzyme binding. The record is from RefSeq and is a predicted model, not a curated record. Gene Ontology annotation, biological process: meiotic DNA double-strand break processing; DNA replication; resolution of meiotic recombination intermediates. NCBI's taxonomy places the organism in Eukaryota, Metazoa, Chordata, Actinopteri, Cyprinodontiformes, Poeciliidae.
ACGUGACCGGAAGCCAGGAAUGGAGCGGUUUUGGUAAAACGUUUUGAAACAUAAACAAUUUCUUCAGGUCUUUCUGUUGUUUGUCAAGCAAUGUUAACGUAGAAAUAAACAUUCCUAACAUCAGCAAGAGAGCGUUGAGGCAAUGAGGCACCUAUCAACAAAUCUCAGUGAGGAAAUUGGUUUUUAUUCCGUUUUCCCUGCCUAACCUGGCUGUUUCUGCGAGUUGGGGAUGACAGCUGGAACCAAGCUGCUUUGGCACCUCUAAUGUAACACUAAUGACAACGCCAUGGAUGAUUCCGAGCUGGAUUUUGUGGACCUCUGCUCCAAAUUGCUGAAGCGCGUCCGCAAGAAAGAACCAGGCAGACCGAGGAGGAAGGGAGAACAGCAGAGCUCCAGCCAAGCAACCCGGGGGGAGAAGAGGACGGUUGAUAAGCAGGAUGAGGAUUCUCUGUCCGGGUUUUCAGCCACUGGGUCGGAGGUGGUCUGUGGAGGAACUGGGCGUGACUCGGGGGAUGCUGUUCAGUCUUCUGCUUUUCCUCCAGCUGAAGCAGACCUGAGGGCAAAAGACAAAGUACUCCUCAGGAUGCAAGAGUUUAAGAGAGCCAGUCCACAGAAGAUGAUCCACAGUAACCGAGUCGAGCCAGCAAAGACCGACGACUAUCCUCUGACUGCACAGCAUCAGAAAUCAGAUAAGGCGGCGGCGCCCUGCUCUGAGCUCCCAGACAGUGACGAGGCGCUGGCCCUGCGGCUGCAGCGGGAGCUGGACAGGGAGGCGGCAGAGGCCCAGAUGGUGGACCUGGAGGACGGAGGCCUUUUCUUCUGUCAGAUCUGCCACCGGGACUUGUCACACAUGACCCCCGACGGGCGCACACAUCACCUCAACAGGUGUUUGGAUCAGAACGAACAGAGCGCGCCGUCUCUCCCCCCGCCCUCCGCUGUCCCCGACUGUCCCAUCUGCGGCAAGAAGUUCAAGAGCCAGAAGAGCCGCUCGGCCCACCUGAAGCGCUGCUCCGCAGACAUGGGCGUCUCCACGGCCGUUCUGCUGCAGGCUCUGCAGAGACAGGCCGAGGAGAGCCACAGUUCUGCCGUCGGCGCCAACGCACACCUAGAGACGGGCGGCAUCAAAAGGAAAGGGCCGCCUCAGUCGGAGCUUCCAGCAAGGAAGAAGCCCAGGAAGAAGGCCGACCGGCUGGACGAGGACACCAUGGUGGCUCUGGCUCUGUCCUCCUCCCUGCUGGAGCAGCAGAAGGAGCAGCAGGUUCAGAGGGGUCCGUCUCACAGCUCCGUGACUCCACUGCUGACGUGGAGGCCAGAUGCUGCUAAAGGACGUGUUAAAAAGAAAAAAGUAGCCGUCCCUCGUCCUCCGCCUCUCCUCCUAGUUCAGGACGCAGAGACGGCCCUGGCGAGGCUGCAGGAACGAGUCUCUGCUCUCUUGCUACGCCGCCGGUCGCCGUCUCCUCCCACCCCGACGCGAUGCCCCAGCAAACUGCCCGACUGGACAGGUGCUGCCCCCCUCUGGCGGAAAAGUGCACUGCUGGGUGGAGGCUCCACCUGUCUGUCUCAGUUCUAUGCUGCGGAGCUCCGGCACCUGUUUACCACGGCGGAUUUAUCAAAGCCAGAUGCGGUCUUAUCAAGCAGCAGCAACAAGCCGGAGUCUUCUGACCCACCUGCCCUGCCCUCCUGCUCCCAGACAGCGUCCUCAUCUCCCUCCACUCCAGAGACGGGUGAGCUCCACGUGGGAAGCCAGGCCAUCCGAGACCUGAUGGAGCUGGCUGAAGACGGCAUGACUCUGACCCAGUACGGAUACGCCGACAACGCCAAGCACCCCAGCGGCUUUAUCCAGGAGGAAGAGUUGGAGGAUCAGGCCGAGGCGUCGGACGGCGCCGCCAGCAGCAGCCGGGCAGUGAGGAGGUCAGAUCAGCCGGAGGCCGACCGAAACGCAGCCAGACAGGAGUCGGUGGCGCUCUCCAGGCUGUCCUCAGACCUGAGCAGCAUGGUUAACAACCCUCAGCUCAGUGACGUGCAGCUCCAGGUGGACAGUGGAGAGGUCUACUUUGCGCAUUCCUUCAUGGUGUACGCUCGCUGCCCCCUGCUGGCUGAAAUGGUGCACGAAAGUGGGUUCGGUGUGCAGGAGGAGGGCACGGCCGCAGCUCAAAGGGUGUUGCUAAGCGACGUGCCGGGUCCGGCGGUGCUGGCUGUGCUGCGGUACCUCUACACCGCCCGCUGCUCCGUCGCCGCGUCGCUGCGGCCUCACGUGCUGGAGCUGGCGUCCAGGUUUGACCUGCAGGAGCUGCAGCGGCUGUGUCGUUUCCAACCGGAGAACAUGGCGGCGGGAGACGACGGGCUCGACGUAAACCAGGACGAAAACGUCCACAACCAAACGGACCAGACCUUCGUGGAGCUCCUUCGAUCCAUGUGGAACGAGGAGGACUCGGACGGAGACGCCGGGGACUCGGACGGAGGGGGACGGUCGGAGGACGAGGUCGCCGCGGGCGACGGAGAAAUCGGCGAGGAGCGAGUGAACGAGGAGGAGCUGGAGGAGAUUUACGAGUUUGCCGCCACGCAGAGGCAGAGGGUGACGGAGGAAGAGGAGAAGAAGGAGGAGGAGGAAGAUGCGGAACCGGAACCCGGCUCGGACCGCAGCUACAGUCGGCUUUUCUCCCAGUCCUGGGGCGUCUACCAGGAUGGAGAGGCUUCCUCCUCGCCUCCUCUCCGUCCUCAUGAAGCGGCACUCAAACACUCUGCCAGGACUCUGCUUCAGUCGUCGGCAAGCGUCGCCGAUGAACCCUCCCUCAACCUUCCCGUCCCCGGGCCGUCUCCGGGGCGACCGGCUCAGGGGGACGGACACGGGAGAGGCGAAGAAGCCGCAGCAGAAAGCCAAGCUCGUCGCAGCGCCCCCCCCUCGCCUGCGAGGAGAGACGAGGCCGAGCUCAUCGUUCUGUCCGACUCCAGCGAAGAGGCGGAAGCCGAUCGGAGCUUCACGGGGAUCAAACCCGACCAGAACCCGAGUCCCAGAGAAUCGGUCUGUGGUUCCCAGUUCAGUCCCGGUGAUCCCGCCGGGUGUUCGCCGGAGCUUUCCUGGCUCGUCCCUUCCACGCCUUUCAGGUCUCCGGUCAGAAACACGAAGACCGCCUCCAUGCAGACCGACAGCAGCAUGUGCAGGACGCGGCUUUUCCCCAGAGUGGACCCGUCCCCCCUCGCCUCGCCGUCCAGGAACACAGUCCCGACCUCCAGCACUCCUCUGAAAGCCUCCGCAGAACGCAGAGUCUCUCCUGACAAACGAAAGAGAACCGAAGCGUUUGCAGCCCACCGUUCCUUUAGAGAUUCCUCAAAGCACGAGGCUCCUCCGCAGCCGCGCAGCAUCAGCAGCACGCCGCUGCAUGCGGACCCAGAGAGGCAGAGCACGUCUGGCCAAAUGAAAGCGAGGACACGUGUGUCCAGUCCUUCAGGUCAGCCCUCGUCCGCGGAGUCCAGUUUGCAGCCUGGCGUCAGCGACAUGAACCAAGUAACGUCUGUCCCAGAUGUGACGGACUCUAGUUUCCAGCAAAGUUUCAUGGACGAGCCUCCGAUAGCUUUUAACGACUCCUGGGGGCUGGACGCCUGCGGCGACGGCGACCCGGGCGGCUUCAGCCUGAAGCUGGACGACACCGAAGAGGGAGGGAGACCCGGAGUGUCCAGUCCAACAGCUACAGGCAGCGUCCAGAGCCCUGCUGCAGGUCCAGGCCCGCUGACCACGUCAGAGGUCCAGAACGACCUGCUGGACUCCAAAAUAUGGGGCAGCUGGGAGGGCGAUGGAGGAGCAGGAGAGGAGAAAGACGAAGAGGAGGAGGGUCUUCCUCCGACUCAGAGAGCGAACCCGGCGGCUCGGCUCAAAACUCCAAAAUCGAGGGAAGAGAAACGGCGGCGCCCCCUGGUGCCCAUCACCCCCACGCCUCACUACUCUGACAUGGACACGCCGGAGCUCAAGAACAAACUCAGCAGCUUCGGCGUGCGUCCGAAGCUGAAGGAGAUCCACCAGUACACCCACCAGCUGACCAGCUCUGAGGAAGAGGAGGAGGAAGAGGGGCCCCUGGGCAGGGCGGCCUCCUGCGCCCGGUUCAAAGAGCCGACGGCGCCCGCUGCAGCCGCGUCCCCCGCCAGAACGGACCGAGAGGAAGCCGGCGAUCGGCUCUCUGCCUCCCAGGGCUCAAACGCCUCCUCCUCCUCCACCGCCGCCAGCGACGAGUCGGAAAGGUCCAACCCUGAGCUGGUUCUCUCCUCCGACGGCGACUCGGACGGCGACGCGUCGUCCUCUCAGGCCGCUUCGCGCCUCCAGGACCGCCUCCAGGCGGUGCGCUCCUUCAUCCUGUCCGACUCCGACCUGUACAGCCGGAUCCUCCAGUACCAGCCUCUGGUUCUCUCCCAGCUCCAGCAGCGGCUGAAGGCGGCGGGGGUCCGCCUGGGCGCCGCCAAGCUGGUGGACUACCUGGACUCCCAGUGCAUCACCUUCACCACGGCCAAGCCGGGCCAGCAGGCGGCCGGCCGCGGGCGGGGGGCCUGGACGGGCCGGGGGGCGAGAGGAGGCGGCAGGAGGAGCAGAGCUUUAAAACGCUAACGGAGAAUUUGGAUGUUGAAAAUGUGAAGGAAAAAAAAACUGUAGAUUUUACUUGUGGAGCUUGAUGUCUGGUGAAAACUGUGUUUUUUAAAUUCUGAGGCAUUUACACCAAUUUAAACUUUGUAAAUACUUGAUUCUUUUUUUUAAAGAGGUUUUGGGUUUUUAGGAGCUCACUUUUCAUA